Rotaria socialis is the source of this 1488-nucleotide messenger RNA. The record is from the annotation of a GenBank genome assembly. NCBI's taxonomy places the organism in Eukaryota, Metazoa, Rotifera, Eurotatoria, Philodinida, Philodinidae.
AUGCGCCGUUUGAUCGACGAUAGUCAAGAUUCCUCUGACGAAAUGACCGAAUUGUUGAAAUCUCAAGGCGACGAUACAGUUAUCGAUGGCCGUGAGAGACCAGAUAUUACUAAUUUACCUGCUGUAGCAAUAAUACAGACAUCAGCAAAUGCGGAAAACAUUUCAUCGGAUGCUGCAGGGGCUUCUUCUAAUUCGCCAGUUGAAGUCAUCGAUUCACAGGAUCGAGACCAUACUCGAAGACAUCGGCGAGAUGGACAACCCGAAGAACAAAGACCAUUAAAUAAUGAACAUGAAGAAAUUUUUAAAUAUGGAGCAAGUCACGUUGUAAAAUUAUUUGUACCGGUAUCGUUAUGUAUGCUAAUUGUUAUUCUAACAAUUAAAACGACAAGUUCAUAUACACCUGGUGGUGCUACAUGGGCUUAUACACCAUUCACCGAAGAUAAACAAACAAAUACACAAAGAAUUUUAUUUUCAUUGGCAAAUACAUUUAUUUUCAUGGGUUUCGUUAUUACAGCUACUGUUAUUUUAAUUCUAUUGUAUAAAUUUAAAUGUUACAAGAUCAUUCAUGGAUGGUUGAUUUUAACAACAUUGAUGUUACUCUUCUUUUUUCUAUAUUCAUAUUUAAGUAGCAUAUCAGCAUCAUUGAAUCGGCCGAUUGAUAUGAUCACAAUAUGUUUUGUAACAUGGAAUAUAGGUGUUGUUGGUAUGUUUUGUAUACAUUGGAAAGGUCCUUUACGUAUCCAGCAAGCUUAUUUAAUUCUUAUGUCGGCUCUUUUGGCACUUGUUUUCUAUAAAUUUCUACCGGAAUGGACAGGUUGGCUAAUUCUUGGUGUUAUAUCAAUAUGGGAUCUAAUCGCUGUUCUGUGUCCAAGAGGUCCACUACGUAUUUUAGUUGAAACAGCACAAGAACGUGGUGAACCGAUAUUUCCAGCAUUAAUCUAUUCAUCUACAAUGGUUUAUAUGGUAACAGCCGUGGAUCCUCCUGGUGAACCACAAUUUUCACCAGAUAGUAUUAAUACAAAUAGUAUUGCUGUUAAUGUUGAUGAACCAUUAAGUGAAGAGCAAAGAGCCCAACGUGCAGAAAUAAGAAACAGUAAUGCACGACGUCAACUUAUUCCUCGAUCUGAUGUACCAGAAACUGAACGGCGACAAGAACCAGCCAGAUAUGUUGUUGAACGAUCAAAUUCACCUGUCAUUAACGAUGAUGAUGAUGAUGAAAAAGGUGUUAAACUUGGCUUAGGUGAUUUUAUAUUCUAUUCAAUUCUAUUAGCAAAAGCAUCAGCACUUGGCGAUUGGAAUGUAACCAUAGCAUGUUAUGUUUCAUUAUUGAUUGGUUUAUGUCUGACAUUACUUUUAUUAGCAAUUUUUCGUAAAGCGCUACCAGCUUUACCUAUAUCGAUUGCAUUUGGACUUAUCUUAUAUUUUUCGACUGUUCAUGUAAUCGGCCCAUUUAGUGCUGAAUUAAGUCUUGGUCAAGUUUUUAUUUGA